AUGCACCAAUCAACACCCACGAACUCUCCAUCUCUCAACAACCAGCAACACCUCAUCAAACCUGUUGUUAUUACUGCAGUAAUUUUAUUACUAUUCGCUACCUUUUAUUCUCACCAACAAACUAUCACUGUAAAAAUUGACUCUUCCCUUCUUGGCAAUAAGAUCAAUCAAGACAUAUUCGGAGUCAAUUAUGCAGAAGAGGCUAAUUUGCAAGCUGUUAAAUAUCCAGUCAAUAGAAAGGGAGGUAAUUCUGAUACUCGUUUUAAUUGGGAACAAAAUAUUCAUAACACUGCUCAGGAUUGGUACUAUAUGAAUAUUCCAGAUAGUGUUCAGAGCGGGAAAACUCUUCCAGAUGGUUCAACAGCAACGGUUUUUGUUGAUACUUCUAAUAAGUACAGUUCAAAGGCAAUGCUGACAGCUAGUUUGAUUGGUUAUACUCCAUUGGAUGAUCGUGUGAAAAAAUGGGGAUUUUCAGUUGCCAAGUAUGGUAAUCAAUUGGAAACUGAAUGUAAUGGUAGUAAUGGAGCUAGUUGGUGUAUGAGUGAUGCUGGUAAUGGUAAAAUUUCAUCAACAACCUACAUUACAUCAAAUAGUCCAUCAGAUACUUCGAAAACAAUAGACGAAACAUAUGUUAGAAACUGGAUUAAAUUCAUGAAGAGCAGAAAUACACCAGUCAAAUUCUGGUCACUCGACAAUGAAAUGGAUUUAUGGCAUUCCACCCACAGAGAUGUCCAUCCAAACAAGGUCACCUAUGAUGAGAUGUGGACACUUACUCAAAAAUAUGCUGCAGCUAUUAAGGCAGAAGAUUCAACAAUUACAACCUUUGGACCAGCCUCUUGGGGACAUUGUGGUUAUUAUUAUUCACCUACUGAUGGUUGUUCGAGUGGAAGUGAUCGUAAGGCUCACUCUGACAUGCCACUCUUGGAUUAUUACUUGUCAAAAGUUUGUGAAUAUAAGAAGAGUAAUGGAGUCUUGCUGGUUGACUAUUUGGAUGUUCAUUACUAUCCACAAGCAAGUGGAGUUUAUGAUGUCCAUCAAACAUCAGACACUAAUGCAGAACUUAGAUUGAGAACUGUUAAGAGUUUGUAUGAUUAUAAUUAUGUGGAUGAAAGUUGGAUUCCUUCUGCAGAAUCGAAUGGUCCACUCUCAAGAGUCGCCUUAAUUCCAAGAAUGAAAUCAUCCAUUGCAAAAUAUUGUCCACAAAUGAAGUUGGCCAUCACGGAAUAUAACUUUGGAGCUGACAAUAUUUGGUCCUCUGCCUUGGCUCAAGUUGAAAUUUUGAGUAUUUUCGGUAGAGAGGGAGUUGACUUGGCCACACGUUUUACAGUUCCAAAAGAUGGUUCAAUGGUCGAGAAAUCAUUUAAAUUUUACUUGAAUUAUGAUGGAAAUGGAGCUAAGGUCGAUGGAUACUAUGUCAAUACCACAAGUUCAAAUAUAGAUAGUGUUGGAGCUUAUUCAUUCGUGAAUAGUGAAACCAGCACCAUGUAUGUCAUUUUAAUCAACAAGUUGACCUCUUCCACCAAUGUUAAUUUGCAAAUAUUGGGCAGUGCUGGUAAGGGAAAGACAAUCACAACAUGGACGUUCAGUUCUCCUGGAACCAUCACCAAGAGCAGUCAAACAAGUACGACUAGUUCUGUAGAUGGAAGCGCCACAAUUACAUUGAGUGGAAGAAGUGCCAAUUUAUUGAUUGUUCCAUCUGUUUCGGUCUCAGCAAAUUCUGCUCUUGUUGGUGCUGGUUUUUCGUUGGGAAUGAUUAGUUGCUUGCUAUUCAUCUUGUUUAGUGUAUUAUUGUAA
Naegleria gruberi is the source of this 1794-nucleotide messenger RNA. RefSeq lists its product as uncharacterized. The record is from RefSeq and is a predicted model, not a curated record. Lineage: Eukaryota; Heterolobosea; Eutetramitea; Acrasida; Naegleriidae. The coding region runs from base 1 to 1794 and encodes 597 amino acids. The transcript has a single exon.